GAUACGCUUAUCGAGAGGCGGCAAGCGGUUCCAAAGGUCCCCCUGCAAAAACGAAUUUCCCCCCCAGCGGCGCAUUGUGGUCGCCCUGUGCAGAUUUUUGCUAUCGCAGGGCAGCGGUGCAUAGGCGGGUGACAACGGGGCAGCCACAGCGACCGGGAGUCCGACAACGUGUGCCGCUGGAGAGGACGACGUAAUAUGCUCUCGGCUUUCGCGAUCGCGCGAGCAGCUGUGCGCGUCACCGCAACAUGACGUCCGCGUUCCGCGCACUCCGGUGUUUUUGCUCAUGAUGGGGCGUAUUCGAACGUGGAGGAGGCCGUUGCCCGUCGCGCCGCUCGCAUGGACGGGAUUUUACGUGUUCUUCUGCUGCUCUACGCUGGCGGUGGCGCAGUUGCCCGACACAUGCACGGAACUUCCGGAGCUCAACGUGACAAGGAAUGGAUCUACGAUCAUCUUCCACAGGGCAAGACCCGCAUCUUCCAGUCAAGUGAACGAGACCAGCUGCAUAUGCUAUCCAGUGCUCAGAGACGAACAAGAUUUUGAAAACUUCACGUGUGACAACGCCACCUCCAGCCAUCGUACCUGCGACGCCCUACCAGCCGAUCAAGAUAACAGCGUCGAGGUCGACAUCAGCGAGCAAAUUUCUUCGGGCGAAUCUUCCAUUUGUCAUUUCUCAAACUGCGGGAAAAAGAACUGCAGCAUUUAUGAUGUAACCAAAGACAUCGUAUCAGUCACCGAUCCGAACAUCACGUUGGUGAACCUAUCCACAGCGUUCGUAUCAUGGAGAGUUCAUCAUCCCUACGGGCUACAAGUGGGCAGCUUUAGCGUGACUUGGUGCACAGAAGACGCCAACUGCUCAUCUGAUACGACCUGCUUCGAGAAUGGUCCCCAAUCUAGAGAUCGGAACGUGACGCACACGAAUACAUUCAUAGAAGAGUUGAGCCCGGCUACAAGCUUGAGGCUACGGGUGUCGCCUCUGGGGUUCAAGGGAAGCUCUUCUUUUAGGUGCAUUGAGAUACCCCCCGGAGAACCUGAAAGCAUCAAAGCCUUAAAAGUUUCCCUACACGGAUUGGAUAGCCUUCAAGUGCAAUGGGCACAGCAGGCUUCUUUCAACGCGUCACUGGAUGACUACGAGGUCCGCUACUGCCUCAACGAAGAUGAAGAACGUUGUCCUGAAAACAAGGAGUUAUUCCCCGGCAACUGCAGCAGCAUUGUUUCGGAGGGUGGACUGAAACGGAGCAGCUACAACAUACUUCGUUUGAAGCCGAAGAGUGCGGUUGUUGUUGGAGUAGCCACAACAAGGCGAUACCCAAGUGGAAUUGUAACAACAUCGAAAGAGACUGUGGACUGCUUUAAAACACCCGCUCCUGGUAUCAUCACAGGCCUCCGUGCCCAAGACAUUACCAGCAGGAAUGCCAGAGUGCUGUGGAUGUUCCGUCAAGACGGUUACCAGGAACUUCGACCCGCUUCGUACAAUGUAACGUGGUGUGUCGGGACUGAGCAGCAGUGCCCCUCGAACGUCUCCGCGAGCGCACUGUGCCAGGAUAGCAGCCAAGCCACUGUGAAAACAAGCCAACCCACAACAAACAUGAAUAGUUUGCCGCCAUGGAGUGUGUUAUUGGUGACAGUGCGGGCUAUUUACGCAAAUGGAAGUGAUGAAGUCUUUCUUGGUGAUCCAGUCUCUGGUUGCUUCAAGACGCUCGCAGAAGCUCCCGGAAAGCCACAAGACCUACACGUCACCACGAGUGAAGCUACGAGCGCCAAUAUUGAGUGGACGGAGCCGAGAGUGAAGAACGGUGCACUGGACGGUUACAUCAUCAAGGUGUGUCGAAGGGAAGAGUUGGUGGAAAACAACUGCACGAGAGCUCUGACUCUACAUCUCAUGAUCAAUGACUCAUCGACGACUACGUACAAGUUGGACGGUCUAGAUCCCUGGACUAACUACAGCAUUACUCUAGCUGCGUUCAACAGAGAUGCCGAUGGUUCCGAGAUGGUCAGCGACGUAGCCACGGAGGCGUUUCAUACAGACGCUGUUGCUCCCGCAAAGCCAGAAGACCUACGCGUCACCACGAUUGAAACUACGAGCGCCACUAUUGAGUGGACGGAGCCGAGAGUGAAAAACGGUGUAUUGGACGGUUACAUCAUCAAGGUGUGUCGACGGAAUGAGCCGGUGGAAAACAAGUGCACGGGAGCUCCGACUCUACACAUCAUGAUCAACGACUCAUCGACGACUUCGUACAAGCUAGGACGGUCUAGAUCCGUGGACUAAGUACACCAUUACUCUAGCCGCAUUCAACAGAGAUGCCGAUGGUUCCGAGAUGGUCAGCGACGAAACCACGGAGGUGUUUCAUACGGACGCUGUUGCUCCAGGAAGCGUUACCAGGCUAUCCGUAGUAGAGGUCACCAAUCAUAGCAUCGCUCUGAACUGGAGCAAGCCCGAGUUUGCAGGUGGUGAAGUGGACCAC
This is a messenger RNA of Rhipicephalus sanguineus (brown dog tick), 2462 nucleotides long. Its product is annotated as protein sidekick-1-like. Gene Ontology annotation, molecular function: protein binding. The transcript has 8 exons. The record is from RefSeq and is a predicted model, not a curated record. Bases 284 to 2266 code for a protein of 660 amino acids. Lineage: Eukaryota; Metazoa; Arthropoda; Arachnida; Ixodida; Ixodidae.